UCUGUCUUUGUGACUUACAGCUGACAGCAGGUUUUUGGGCAGCUUCGUAUCCACCUUGUUCUCAGCAAUUCUGUCCACAUUAACUGCACGAUCAUGUCCAACCUCGCACCACUUCUUCUCAUUGGUGGCCAUGGAGGAAAUGCUUUUGACUUCAAUGGUCUGAAUAACGGAGCAACACUGCAAAAGAUAUGGGUGUGGGUCGGUGGCUGGCAGAUAAAAGCCAUCAAGGUCUGGCUUACUGAUGGCCGAUCCACGCAGGUUGGAGAACCUAGUGGGAACCAUUCUGAAUUUAUAUUUCAAAAUGGUGAACACAUCACCUCUCUCUCACUGUGGGGAAAUGGAGCUGGAACUCGUGUGGGUGCCAUCAAAUUCAAGACGAAUAAAUCCCGAGAGUUCUUCGCACACAUGACAGACUGGGGACUGAAGACAGAAUACCCAGCUGAUGUGGGUUCUGGGAUCUGCGUGGGAAUCACCGGAGGUGCAGGUGCAGAUAUUGAUUGCUUAGGCUUCAAGUUCAUCAACAGCAUCAGGUCUACUGUGUUGAAGAACGUGCACUAUCCCACUCUUCAUCACAUGAUUCCCAGUGUGUCCGUUGAAGAAAUCAAAUCCAUGACGUAUGAAAACAGCUCUACUGUCAUGCAAGAAUACAAAAUUGAAACUUCAAAAACUCUCAGUAAAAAGUCCUCCUGGUCGGUGACCAACAAGAUGGAAUUCACCUUCAGCAUGGAAGUGAAGGCAGGAAUUCCAGAGGUUGCAGAAGUAUCGACUGGAUUCAGUUUCACACUGGGAACUGAAAGCACAUACGGUCUGGAGAACUCUGAGCAGAAAACCGAGCUGCUGUCAUUCCCUGUCCAAGUUCCUCCAGGAAAAAAAAUGAAAGUAGACAUCACAAUUGGUCGAGCCACAAUUGAUCUCCCCUACACUGGCACAGUCCAAAUUACCUGCCUCGAUGGCAGCGUUCUGGAGUUUCAAACCAGUGGAGUCUACAAGGGCCUCACCUACACCGACGCUAAAACAGUUGUGAAAGAAAGAUAAGUCAGUUUCUGUCUGUUGUUCCUGAAAAAGUGAGCUAGACUUUCUUUUUAAAAAAGAAAUGUACAAUGUUCUACAAAUGUUCUUAAAGUUCAAAUGCUUGAAAAAUGUUCUUAGUGCCACUGAUGGUGUGUUGAAUCUAAUAUCCUUUUUUGCCAUGCAUUAUCUGAUUCAGAGUCUUAUCUGAGUCUUUUUCCCUACUGCUGUGAAAUCUGAACUCUUUUUCAGCAUUAAACUUCUAACGGAUCUGUGUAGGUGUCUUUGUAUGGAAUGAAUUCUAGAUGACAGGUUCAGGAUCUAUGUAACCCUGGCUGUGGUGUUGUUUGAGGAUUUAAAUAAAAAUUGUGGGCUACUGGCUACAUGUGUCACACA
Molecule: messenger RNA, 1404 nt
Organism: Colossoma macropomum (tambaqui)
Lineage: Eukaryota; Metazoa; Chordata; Actinopteri; Characiformes; Serrasalmidae
Product: aerolysin-like protein
Exons: 2
Coding region: 94-1035 (313 amino acids)
Cellular component (GO): extracellular region
Source: RefSeq, a predicted model, not a curated record